GCUAUCGCCACCACCACUACUGAGCCGAGCGUCCGGAGAGACGCGUGGGCAGAAGAGUGCGCGAUUGGCAACUCUUCAGAAAAGUAUGACUGAAAAGACAUUACAGAGCGGCUGCGUGCACGCACGGACUCGACUGUGAAGCAGAAUCGGAAUGCCUCACGACUGCGACCGCAUCACGACAUUGGAAUACAGAGCGGAGGGAGAGGAGGCAACGGGGGGCGAGGAGGGGGAACUCGCGCGCGGGCGCGCGCCCCGCGGUCGCUCUCGACGGCGGCGGGCCAGGGAUUCCGAGCGCUGGGCGCGGCCGGCGACCGCGCCACCCGCGCAACUGUGGGGCCGCCCGCAAAUGCUCACGGAACUGUGGGAGCCGAGGAGUCGUGCGGAAGAGGAGGAGGAGGAGGAGGAGGAGGAGGAGGAGUCCUACUCCCCCGCGCGGGGCAGCGCCGCCGCGGCGCAAUUGCCCCCCAGGGCGCCGUUGAGGUCCACGGCGAGCCAUCCGCGUUCGUCGUCGAACCGCACCGCCCGGUCCCCCCCGAUGCCGGCCUGAGGCGCCUCCGCGGGGUGCAGCUCCGCCU
Prorocentrum cordatum is the source of this 575-nucleotide messenger RNA. The record is from the annotation of a GenBank genome assembly. Lineage: Eukaryota; Dinophyceae; Prorocentrales; Prorocentraceae.